This is a messenger RNA of Meloidogyne enterolobii, 1975 nucleotides long. NCBI's taxonomy places the organism in Eukaryota, Metazoa, Nematoda, Chromadorea, Rhabditida, Meloidogynidae. The record is from the annotation of a GenBank genome assembly.
CGCUUCUAAAAAGAAGAAGGCUGUCAGCUAAAAGUGCAUCGUUUGAACUGCCAAAAAGCUGCUUUCAAAAAUGCCUCCAAAAAUCAAGCGGACAAUGUAUUUUCUGGAUUCUUUUGAAAAUUUCUCCGAUUCUGGUUCUUUUAUUGUUUCAUACAAUAGUGAUAAUGAGGACGAUGACCCUUUCAUUUGUUCUAAAGAAAUUGAGAAUGAUCAACGUUUGGAAGAAGUAUUGGUAAAAUCCAACAAAAACCGUUGUCAUUCAAAACGUCGUUAUUUCUGUACUGUUCCAUUUUCAAAAAUUAGAAAGGAUAAAAAAGAGAUAUCUUUUGAGGAAGAAGACGAAAUGUUCUACAAUCGCCAAUUUUCUUCUUUUGAUGAUCAACAACAAUAUCAAAAAGAAUUUUUGAAUUAUUCAUCUUUUGAUCAAAAUUUUGGAUUUGAUUUAAAUAAUCUAACACAUUUACAUUAUCAACAUUUCAAUCCCUCUGAUCAAUUCCAAUCAUCAUUUGAUCUCUCUUUAAGUUCAACAACUUCUUGUACGUCACUUGGUACCUCUUCAGGACUUCCAUCACCAAAUGAUUACUUUCCUGUCAACCAACAUCAAGUGAUUUUGAUGGAUACAAACAGUGCAUAUAAUUACGCUGCUAUUAAUUAUACUAAUAAUAAUUCUACAACAUUCAACUCCUUGUCAGAAGCAUCAAAUCCACAAACAAUUAAUUCAAGUUGUGGUUGUCCAGUUAAUACUAUAAAAUAUGAAUAUGAUAACGGCAAUAUCAUUUCUUCAUCAAUUAGUCCAGCAACUUUUCAAGUAGCAAUACCGCAACAGAUGCCUUUUCAAACUACCAACAUUUUUCAAAGCAAUAAUACCUCUUUGGCACAUCAACAAGUCACAAAUGGAAAUGAAAGGCUUAAGGAUAAGGAAAAAUCGCUUGUAAAUACGCCAAACAAUGAUUUUUCAAAUGUAAAUGUAUCCUUAUUCUUCCAACAAACUGGAGACGAUUUUGAAGUUGCUGAUGAUAAAGACAACAAUGAUUUUUAUGUUACUGGACAACAACAACAGCUACUUUGCAAUGAAGGGUUUCCUUUGGAAUUGGAAAAUAAUAUUUGGGAUAAUUGUGAGCAAGAACAAAAAGAAGAAGAAGAAUCUAACUCUCAUUUCCUAACGAGCUGUAAAAAACCGAAGGAUCAAAUUUAUGAUAGACAAUCAAUGGAUAAUUCAACAUCUUUGGAAACAGACAAUGGAGAAAUUGAUACAUUGAAAUUAGCACAGCACAUUAGCCAAGAAUUGAAAAAAUACUCUAUUCCACAAGCCAUUUUUGCACAACGAGUACUUUGCCGUUCUCAAGGCACUCUUUCCGAUUUGUUGCGUAACCCAAAACCUUGGUCAAAAUUAAAAAGUGGUCGCGAAACAUUUCGUCGGAUGGCUGAAUGGCUUCAGGAACCAGAGUUACAACGAAUGUCGGCACUUCGUCUAGCAGCCUGUAAAAGAAGAAUAGAUGAGCCUUUAAUAGAAGAACCAGAACGACCGGAUGCAACAACAAAUGAUCCCGGAAGGACCCAAAUUGAGGAAAAUAGAAUUCAGUCGCAGAAAAUUGGACAACGGCAACGAAAAAGACAGCGUUUUGUUUUUACCGAAGAGCAAAGAAAAACUUUACAGGCAGUUUUCAACGAACACAAGCGACCAUCAAGAGAAUUACAAAUACUUGUUUCUCAACAACUUGGAUUUGACUUGACAACCGUUUCCAACUUUUUUAUGAAUGCUCGCAGACGAGGACAUGCAAACCGAUCGAAUAAUAUAGUUAAUUCAAAUUCUCUAGUUGAAAAGAAUAAGUAUGAAGCCACAUCUCCUUCAUGGACUCAGUGUUGUUCAUCAAUUUUAAAUGGGGAAAAUAGUCAAAAAGAGACACCCCAAAGAUUUUUGAUAAGUUUAGAGGAUGAAUUAGUAACUCCACAGCUAGAUUUGUUUAUAAAUUAA